AUGGCCCCUGUUUUUCCUAGCAGAUUACGAGAUCCCCUAAGAUUUCCUAUAUUUCAGUUCUUUCUCCUCGCCAUUAUACGUCUAUCCGAACCUAUUGCACUCACAUCUAUAUUCCCGUACGCCUGGAAAUUCGUGAAAGUUUUAAAAAUUGGCCAGGAAAAAGAUGCUUCUUUUUACGCUGGGCUCCUCAUAUCCGCAUUUUCACUCGGAGAAGCUUUCUCCGGAAUGUUUUGGGGAUCUUUAUCUGACCGGAUUGGAAGAAAACCAGUUCUCAUUUGUGGCGGUGCUGGAACAAUUUUAAGCCUAUUAGUUGUCGGUCUUGCUCAUAAUUUCUGGAUCGCACUCAUGGGUCGCACAAUCGGCGGUCUUCUCAAUGGCAAUAUUGCUGUGAUUCAAACAAUGGUGGGCGAGCUGGUCACUAAUCCUAAACACGAGACCCGAGCUUAUGCAAUCAUGCCAUUUGUAUGGUCGGUCGGCACAGUACUUGGUCCCGCUAUUGGAGGUAUAUUGGCUGACCCAACACGAUCAUUUCCAAAUACUUUCUCUCGUGACGGAGUUUUCGGCCACUAUCCUUACUUUUUACCGAAUCUCGUGUGCGCCUUUCUUCUUCUAGUCAGUAUCAUGAUGGGAUAUUUCCUGCUCGAGGAAACAUAUCCCGAUAAGCAGCCUUCCGAUCGUAUAUAUCUCUCAGAGCAGGUGCCAAUGGUUGUAGAAUCUGACAUUAGAAAGAUCAGUAUGACAGGAUCCAAUCUUACGGAUUAUGGGACUGUUGCAAGCUCAUGUGGGCCUCUCAAUCAAGACAAAUUCUCAGAGUGCAGCACGAAUAAAACCUUAAAUCCGAGAAUUUUAGGUUUUAUCUACGCCUUGGGAAUAUUUACAUAUCAUAGUAUGACCUACGAUCACCUCUUUCCCAUUUUUUUGGAGGAUAAUCCAAAAAAUAUAACAUUCCAAACCGCAAAUGCCGUCAGAAAUAACUCUUCCUCUUCAGGACUAGGAUUGAGUACUGGAAAAGUAGGGCUAAUCAUGUCUAUUGAUGGAUUAUUAGCUAUAAUUGUGCAGGUAUUUAUCUUUCCCUUCGCAGCUGAAUACCUUGGAAUCAAAAUGAUUCUACUUGUAGUAACCAGCCUACAUCCAGUCUCUUUUCUCAUUGUUCCAUAUCUAUCUUAUCUCUCCGCUUCCUGGCUUGAUUCAGGAAUAUACGCUUGUCUCACUAUACGAAAUAUUCUGUCAAUUAUUGCAUAUCCAGCUCUUUUGAUUUCGAUAAAAGAAGCUACUCCAAGCCUAAAAACUCUAGGAAAAGUAAAUGGUUUAGCAGCAUCUAUUGGUGCAGCAUCUCGAACCAUUGCACCACCUAUAUCUGGCUAUUUGUAUGGCCUUGAAACGCGUACAAAUCUGACAGGAUUAGCAUGGUAUAUGAGUGCUUUGGUUGCAGGCUUAGGCGCUGUUCAAAUAUUCACCAUUCAGAAAGAAAAGAAGCUUGCAAAAGAUGACCCCACAAAUAAUUUGGAAAUAGAGGCUUGA
Molecule: messenger RNA, 1521 nt
Organism: Blumeria graminis f. sp. triticale
Lineage: Eukaryota; Fungi; Ascomycota; Leotiomycetes; Helotiales; Erysiphaceae
Source: the annotation of a GenBank genome assembly